Molecule: messenger RNA, 3504 nt
Organism: Lotus japonicus
Lineage: Eukaryota; Viridiplantae; Streptophyta; Magnoliopsida; Fabales; Fabaceae
Exons: 7
Coding region: 144-1730 (528 amino acids)
Source: RefSeq, a predicted model, not a curated record
UCCUAGUAAAAAGGAUAAACUUGUGUAAUAUUUCUUUCCAACACUAUUGAAUUUGUCACUGCAGCGACGUUCUUUAGAUUGCUUCACUCACAGGUAUCCUUUCACAGUUUCACUCCGCUCUGGUGCCGAACACAGUCAUCGGAAUGAAUCAUCGGAGGUCAUUAUCUUUGAUAUCAAUCAUACCAAACAACGCCAUUUCAACGCGCUAUCUCGUCGUAUUUCCGCGCCGGAGUUACGGCGGAGGACAUGGCUUCAGCACCGCCUCUGAAUCAGCUUGGACCGAAUUUCCCAUGGAGAACGCGUAUGAGCUCUUAGGAGUGUCGGAAACCAGCUCAUUUGCUGAGAUCAAAGCGUCGUUUCGCAAAUUGGCCAAAGAAACUCACCCGGACCUCGCUGAGUCAAGGAACGAUUCCGCUGAGUCUCGACGAUUUGUGCAAAUCCUCGCCGCCUAUGAGAUUCUUUCAGAUUCUCAGAAGAGAGCCAACUAUGACAUGUAUCUGAUGUCUCAAAAAAAGCUUGUGCAAAGACAUUCUAGGCAGGGUUCAAAAUUACACAUUUAUGAAUCACAGGCUACUGUGUUCCGGGAGAUGGAAGUUGUUGAUUGGUUAAAGUGGUACAGAUCAGCUAUAAAAGAUAUUUUGUCAGAGCAGAAGGUUGUGCUUGGAACAGGAUAUUUGGAUGUACUUGAGAGAGAUUUUUAUUCAGCUAUUCAUGCAGCAUACUAUGGUCCUGAAAUUGAUUCUAUGCCCAUGGAGCUUCUUCCUGACUGUUUUGAGGCUGAGGAGAGGUCCUCUUAUGAAACUCCUGAGGUUUUGCACUUAGUUUCAGGCCGUGAUCUUUUUGGGAUGGUUUGCCUAGUCAACAAGUUUCCAGAGAUAACAUCAAUCAAUAAUGAAAAGUUAACUUCUUUUAGAUCCUUCCAUUCAAGCCUGUGUCAGUCUAUAACGAAUGUAAACAUCCAGAGGAAUGAUGAAAGGCCAGAUGAUUUUGGAACUCAUCAAGGUCACAGUUCUAAAGUUUCAAGUUAUGUAUCAGAUGCAUAUAGAGAUCUAGAAUUGCAUGUCUCUGGAAGAGUGGUUGCUACAGCAUCCAGGGCCCUACCUGGCUGCAAUUCUGGUGCGAUGAAAAAUGAAGAAGCUGAAGAUCACAUUCACGUGUUUCUUAAUUCAGAUGAAGAUCCCAGACAUACCAGUGGAGGCUUUUCGAAAAAUUUCUUUGCAAAUGAUGCUGCUGGAAGCAGGAUUCAUUUGGGAAGUAUAUCUGGACUUGGGAGCAGUCCAGAUGAAGGAUGUUGUUAUGCAUACAAUACCAGUGGUGAAAAGACCCAUAUGAUUAUGAAACAUCGAACAUUGAUGGUGAAGCAUCUGCACUGGUAUCACGUGGGUGAGGAAGUUUCAAUUUGUGAGUGUAGAUGCACUAGAGCACGUUUACCUCCAAGCAAAUAUUGGCUAUUUGAGCCUCGUUGUGGCUUCCAUGACAUAGGGGGUUGGUAUGUCGAAACAUAUGGCAAAGAUAAGAAUGGUCGUACAAGGCCAUCACAAAGGUUCUGGGAUGGCUUGGAUUAUAGUGAGCAAGCUGACAGGAGACUUCAUCCAGCUAUGUAUCUGUUUGCCCUUGCAUAUCGAACACUUGAUCUUGAAUAUGCCAAAGCAAGCAAGAAAACAUUUAGGAAUGUUGUUGGGGCACAUAUGUUCAGAGUUCUUCACUGGUGCAGGAAACUGGCUAAAUAGGUUUGUUCUGUGACAUCGAGUUUAUUGGGGGCUUAUGAAACUCUCAACGAGUUUAUUUUGUGACAUCACUAACCCGAAAUGGACAGAGCAACAGAUUCUUUACUAAUGACUCUUGGGAGGGAAGGGAUGAUCGGAAAGUACAUAAAGGAAAACUCAUUAGAAGCCUCUAUUACUUUUAUUUACUUGUUGGGAACAAAUUCAUCUUUUGAUCUGCCUGAUGAUGUGAUAUGUUGGUCAACUACUGAAUUCGCCUGAUCAAAGGACUGGCUGCUGGGAACCAAUACCAUGUCUGAGCUGAGAUGUACCAACAUUGAUUUUUUCCACAAUGUUCUUUGGAGAUAAUUAUCUCAGAAUUGUUAUGCAACCAGAAUAUUUAUGGAUAUACAUCCAUGGAUUUUGUGACUGUAACAUACCACUGCAGAUGACGCCUAUCUGUUGUUGAAUCAAAACCCUCUAUUUUGGCCAGUAAUAUGGAAGCUAGUGUUUUCAUUGCACAGGCAGAUUGGUCAGAGUUUAAGACGUUCUGCAAUUUACUUGGGUUCUAUAACUUGGUCCUCCCAUUUGCAGUACUGGCCUCCGGCUAAUGCUCGAUGUAGCCUAUCCCUACAGUAGACGGGUCUUCCAUCAGCAGCCUCAGCAGCAGCUGCUGCUAGAUCAUCAUCAACUAUCACAUCUACAGGCAAUUUAAGCAAUUCCUCCUUUCUACAACAUACAUAAAAAAGUUGCAAUGACAUGGUGGUCAGUGGACAUGCUCAGGAAGAUAGUGCAGCAUCUUUAUAUGUGUUUCCUUACCUUAGGUUGAACUUGUUGUUAACCUUGGGAGCUUGUGCGAUUGAUUUAUUCUCUUCCGUGCUAAAAGUGGAAUGAAAAAAAUUCUCCACUGGUGUAGCAAAGAUAAAUAGCACAACUCCGGUAACGAGUAAUGCUCCAGUCCCAACUAGAGUUUGCUUCAGCAGUUUAACAACUGGUUUAACCUGGAGACAUGGAGUGUAUGUGAAUCAUGCUGCAAGGAAUCAAGAUUGCAGUGCAUGAAUCUAAAUAGGGUUUUACAGAAGUGAAGUCUCUAUAGGUACUUCUCUUUUCUCUCUCUUAGGAUAAAGGAAGAGUGUGUAAAAAAGAGGCUAACCUCAGGUGGCUUGACCCACAUCUGUCCAUCAUACCAACCACUUUCUUCAUAAGGAAUGACCGCAGAUAGAAGUCUAUCUCCAACAUAACUCCACCCCUGCAUUGCAAUUCAAUUAUCCACAACAGUUAAUUUAAGUAUGAAGAUGCUCAGCACCUAAUCAUCAGGUAUAGUUAGCGUGAAAAAAGAUUACAUUCAGUUGAAAAACACAUUAUACUGCACUUUGGUAGCAGCUUAAACAGUAUGCAUGACUACGAAUGGAUAUUCCCACUGAGUUAAGCAUCUAAAUUCUAAUCUUUGUUCUACUAUAAGGUUUCAAAUUCAUGCUGUAUUACACCAGGACACAUUUCUUUUGAAUUCUCUGCAUGACCCUACGAACCCCAGUAAUGAAAUUAUAGUGGCAUGAAAAAGCAAAAGGAGGAUUAGAACGCACCAGAUAAAUCCUCAAUACAAUCAAAGACACAAUGAAGAGUGUUCCUGUUCCAGCAGCUAGUAUAAAUCUUAGAGGCUCCUGCAAGGUUGUGAACAUUAACGCAGACAGAAGGCAAUCUUAUGAGUCAUUUUAUAAAUGUUGUUUGUGAUAGUGUGCUUAUGUAUGCAUCAAAUGUUUCUGGUUCAUUACUUGAUUAUAUAUCCCAGUAAUUAUGCACA